Molecule: messenger RNA, 1211 nt
Organism: Trichoderma atroviride IMI 206040
Lineage: Eukaryota; Fungi; Ascomycota; Sordariomycetes; Hypocreales; Hypocreaceae
Source: RefSeq, a predicted model, not a curated record
CACUUCUUUACCAUCCAAAUAGCAACUUAUACAUUAUUUUUUUUAAAAGAAAAUGUCUGACUCUGAGGCAUCCACCACUCCUGCCCUCCCGCGUAAUGAAUACACAAUCGGAUGGGUGUGCGCGCUCUCAACAGAAUUGACGGCAGCAACAGCCAUGCUAGACUCAGAGCAUGAGCUGCCCAGCAACCCACCCGGGGAUAAAAACGUCUAUACGCUUGGUUCCAUUGGAAAGCACAAUAUUGUUAUUGCUUGCCUACCAAAAGGCAAGCAGGGGACCACGUCCGCAGCAGUUGUGGCGACGCAGAUGCUCGAGUCUUUUUCAUCCAUCAAAUUCGGGUUGAUGAUUGGCGUUGGAGGGGGCAUCCCUACCAAAGACCACGAUAUUCGACUGGGAGAUGUUGUCGUCAGUACACCAACAAGCAUGUUUCCUGGCGUUGUUCAAUUAGAUUUAGGUAAAGCAAUAGAGGGUGGCGGCUUCGAGCGGAUUGGGUCGCUGAAUAACCCUCCAAAUAUCUUACUGGCAGCACUGCAACGCUUGGAGACACGACAUGAAAUGAAAGGCUCCAAAAUAGAGAAAUAUGUUGACCAGAUGAUAAAAAAAUGGGAAAACCUAAAACAGAAAUACAGCCGGCUUGAUUCAAUGGAGGACGUCCUCUUUGCAUCAGACGAUAUCACAAAAGUUAUUGACCGAGAGCCGAGAGACGGUGUCAAGGUUCACUACGGCCUUAUUGCCUCUGGAAACAAGGUUAUCAAAGAUGCCACUCUACGAGAUACGAUAACUGGCAAUCUCAACCAUCAUGUUCUGUGUGUGGAGAUGGAAGCAGCAGGGCUGAUGGAUAACUUCCCUUGUCUUGUUAUUCGAGGCAUAUGCGACUAUGCAGACUCUUAUAAGAACGACGACUGGCAAGGAUUCGCAGCAGCCACGGCUGCAGCCUUUGCAAAAGAGCUUCUCUCGAUAAUUCCUGCAUCUGAUGUGGAGCAGAUGGAAAGUAUCAAAAGUAAGGAGCUUCAUUCCUCCAAUUAUUAUUCCAUCAGUAUCAAUCCCCGUGAGAAAACUCAGCCUUUGGGAAUUGAAGAUAGGCAAUCGCACGAUGGAUGGCCAGUCAGCAGCUCUGGAGAGCUGGCGCGAGAGCCAGUGUUGCUAGCUAGGCCCUAUUGAGCCAUGAUUAGAUAUCAAUAUUAACAAAUGGUUUUCUUAGUUAUUGCCGGUA